Messenger RNA from Tetrahymena thermophila SB210, 1461 nucleotides. RefSeq names its product transmembrane protein, putative. NCBI's taxonomy places the organism in Eukaryota, Ciliophora, Oligohymenophorea, Hymenostomatida, Tetrahymenidae. The transcript has 9 exons. The record is from RefSeq and is a predicted model, not a curated record.
AUGCAAUAAUUGCAGUGUAGGCCCUAAAAAAAAUUGUUAAUCUUGUAAUUCAAGUUACCUUUACCCAGAUAAGAGACUGUAUGCCAUGUACCAUAAAUUGUAUAUAAUGUAAUUAAACUAGCUGUUUAGAGUGUUUUCCUAGUUUCUUCCUUUAUAAUGGAUAAUGUGGCUAAUGUACUGAAAAUGGAGUAUACUUAGAUUAAAAUGUUUGCUUAUAAUGUCACUAAAGUUGCAAAACCUGUAAUGGUAAUUUACCUAGUAAUUGCUUGUCUUGUAAACCUUACUAUAAUCUUUAAGACAACAAUACUUGUAAAUGUGAUGAAAGUAAUGGAUAUUUUAUUCAAGGUGUCAAUUGUUUAAAAUGCGAUUAAAGCUGCAAGACUUGCAGUGGUAGUUUACAUAAUAACUGUUUGUCUUGUUACCCAAACUUUAAUCUUUAACGUGAUCAAACUUGUUAAUGUGAUAUAAGUAAAGGAUAUUUUAUUUAAGAUAUCAAUUGCUUAAAAUGUGAUUAAAGUUGCUAGACUUGUAAUGGAAGUACUAGCACAAGCUGCUUAACUUGCAGUCCUGGUAUGUAUCUAUUUGAAAAUAAUUCAUGCCAAGCUUGCAAUAAAGAAAUGGGAUAUUACAUUUAAGGAUAAAGUUGUAAAAAAUGUGAUUAAAGUUGCUAAACUUGUGAUGAAAACCCUAAAAAAUGUUUAAGUUGUCCUCUUAAAUAAUACCUGCAAAAAGAUAAUACUUGUACAGCUACUUGUGAUACAAACAAAGGGUUUUUUAUUUAAGAUAAUAAAUGUUUAACAUGUGAUCAAAGUUGUUUAACAUGUUCUGAUUAGUACAGGUGGUUCUUGUUAACCUUGUGAUAAAUCAUGUGCUAAAUGCAAAGGUCCCUCAAAUAAAGACUGUUUAGCUUGCUCAAAAAACUAUAUUUUAUUACCUAGUAUUGGUAAGUGCGCUCUAUGUGAAGAGGGCUAUUUUUUCAAUUAAAAUAAUUGUCAAUAAUGUAAUUAAAUGUGUACCACUUGCUUUGGUAAAAAUGAAAAUGAAUGCAUAGAUUGCAGAGGAGGCUUGACCCUAAGCAGCAUCACAAAGACUUGUUAAUCAAGUUCUUAAAUUGAAAAUGAAAAUAAUUUAUUAGAAUAUAGUAAAAUAGUUGGUUGCUACAAUUAAACAGAUCAAUAAGUAGUCAGUUCUUGCUUAGAUUAAAUUGAAAGAAGUAAAUCCUCAACUUAGAAUAUGGAUACUUUGGCUGUCAUUAAUUUAUCUCUUAUUGUGGCUUCCUCUAUUUUCACUCCAAUAGGUUCAAGCUUAGCUUGGACCAUUAUGGAUGAAUUAACUCGAAAUGAAAAUGAGUUAUGCUCAUCAUCUAUUUACCUUUAUUCCAAAUAUCUUUACUCUACAAGCUAAAAAAGAAGAAAAACUCUUUUAGUUUAAUCAAUUUAGCACUCUAUUAUCUAUUAAUGA